AUGGAUGCAACGUCAGCUCUCAGGAUAAACAAGUUACGGGCUGGUUUCCUUAAAAGUUGUCCUGAAGAUGACCAAUUGAAGCGAAUGAUUAAACCAUAUGGCGAUGUUGCUACUAAUGAUACUUUGAGAAAGAUAUAUCAAGAUGAUGAUUGUAAUGAUUUGUUGGUUCAAUUAGAAUCUCCACCUAUAUUAGAAAGUUACUUGAGCGCAUUGACCCCGCGGGUACAGAAACCAUCAGAAACCAGUCAAGAUUCGCAGUCGCGAAGGACAGGUUCUUUUAAUGGACGAGAAAGUGGUUCUGGUAGUAAGGGUUUGGUGAUUAAGAAUAGCUUUAAGAGUCCUGGGCCUGUUGGUUCAAAAAUCGGUAAGAGUAUCGAGGAUAUUUCGAUGUCAUCUAUGGUGAGUGAAGGUAAACAAGGAGAGCCACGGACCGAAAAGAAGAGGGACUCGAAAAGUUUAAGGCGUUUACGUAGUAUAUUUAGGUUACAAAAUGGUAGGGAUUCCAACAAAACGCGGGAGAGGCAAUUAGUGGUCGGCCACGGGGUAGUUAAAUCUGCGCACCAUAAACGAUUUGGCCUGUAUGAUAAUAAUGAAUUUGGCUUUGAGGAUGUGAUAGACGAAGAUGAUGACGAGGAGGAUAAUGACGAGUUGGAUACGGAGGCAAAUAGGCGUUUUUUUCAUGGGAAUGAGAGUGAGCAUCAGGGCAUUGUGAAACCGAUCUUGUCCGGUAAUACGGACGACACCAAGGCGAAGCUGUUAAAGAAAGGAACAAUUCUAGAUAGUCUUUCGCUGAACCCCCAAAACCUGCUUCAUAUCAGUGAAGGUCGUACUCAUAGUUCUCAACGGGGCGAUAAUGUUUCAGUUGUAUCCAGUAAGCAUGGCACACGGCUAAGUGAUAAUGAUGACGAGCUAAUGAUAGAUUCUUUCAUAAACGGGAAUGAUUUAGACCCGCUGGUACUUACGGGAGAUGUGAAUGCGGAUUUGACUGAUGACUUAUCUCAGAAGCUGAGUCAUGAUUCGAGAAAUAAUAGAUCGAGUCAAAUUCUAAGUCAUGUUGACGAAAGUGUUGAAGACUCAAUAUGGGACGAGGAAUCUUCUUAUGGGUCCUCACUUCUAUACUCGGAUUCUAACGAUAGCCCGUUUCCAAACCGGGAGUCUGAUGUAUUUGGGGGUGUACCAACUGGCAAUAGUAACGUAUACUUGAAUAAUUCAAUUCCGAGCAGCCAUGGUUUUGGCCUUAUGAUCCAGAAAGGGGAGACAUCUUCAAUGUUCAAUACUAUGGGUGACUCCAAGAAAAUCACCCCAAAUAGCUACCAUCAGCAGGAAAGGCUAACAAUCUCAGACGCGUCUUUGACUCAGGAACCAAAAGAUUCAUCAACGCCUUCUGCUAGAAGGUGGUCAAGCGGCUCAACCAAUGCGAUAAAAGCAAACAAAGAAAGAGACUUAACAACUGCAUAUUCUGCUGCGGAAUCCCUAAAAUCCAGGACUGGUAAGUAUUAUCUACACAAGCAGAUAAGACACCAAUCACUAUACAUGGGCUAUUCAGGCUCACCAGGGACACUCACCAUUAACAAAUCACCUGUGCAAACAAUCAGGGCACAAGAAUCUCAGCUAUCUUCGAUGCUCAAAUCAUCUGGCUUUACUGAGAACACUAAUCCAUUGGAAUACUUUUCUAUUAUUUCCGGUUCGAACUUAGCGGGAUCAGCAGUUGUUCAAUUAGAAAUAUAUAUCCAGUUGUCUAAAACAUACAGGAAGAAACCGUUCACAAUUACUAUUAAGAAAUCUGCCACUGCUUUUGAGGUGUUGGGUUACGCACUGUACAGUUAUUCCAUACUAUUGAAACGAGAGGAUAUUUUAAAUGACGGCCUUGACAUGGAAGAGCUAAAAAACCCUAACUAUUUUACUCUGAAACUUGUUGACGAAGAUGGUGAGCCAUUUGAAGAUAAUUUUGGUGUUCUUGAAAGGACCCGAAUGAUUGGCACAUUAUCCGAUAAUGAGAUGGUUAUUUGCCAUGUGGAAAAUGAACGUCAGUUUAUGAUCAAUGAGGAAGUUACUCCAUUACCUACGGGGUUAGUAAAUAACCUUGAAUCUGUGACUAAUUCAGGAUUGAGUAAGAAAUCUAAUGAUAAACUUCCCAUGUUAACUAGUGCUACAAUCCCCACCUCUGAUAAGUUAGUUAAUGUUAAGGUUUACAUGUAUCCAAACAUUAGCCAUAAACAGAAUUACGCUAAUAUAAAAGUCUCUUUGGAAGCUAAAAUGAACGAUAUUUUGAUUCAAUAUUGCCAGAGGAAUACACUGAACCCUAAUGACUACACACUAAAGCAUGCGGGAAGGAAUAUGCUAUUAGAUCUUAAUGAAACAGUAACGAGCUUAGGUGGACAGCUCUUAUUGGAGGUAAUAAAGAAGAAAGACGCCAAAUUAAAUCAUUUUGAGAACCCAAUGCCGUAUGGAAAUAUUAUGCCGACAAAUGAAAGCAGUGAUUUAAUCACCCCAUUGACUUUGGAUGUUGGAGAUCAAUAUAUUCGAGUUGGCGAUGAUCCAAGCCCAAAUGAGGAUAUAUCACCUCAGAAGAAUAUUGGGACGAAACCAAGUAAUGUUAAAAAACACCACACCUUUAAGCUUGGAAUUAACAGACAACACUCAGGUAUUGGUAUGGCCCAUAGUAUCGGCGGUACAGGGUUUUUUAGGACCAAAAACAAUUCUAAGACCUCAAUAAACUAUAAUACGUCAUCAUCUAAUGCACUAGGAGCAGGCAGCAACUAUAAAGACUUGAUAGCUGGUACAUAUUACAAAGACUUACUAGCUGGCGCAUAUUACAAAUACAAGGUUUGGAGGAGGCAGCAGGUGUCAUUUAUCAAUAAACAUGAAAGAACACUAGCCAUUGACGGCGACUAUAUAUAUAUCAUCCCACCAGAUGAUGGUUAUCAUUGGAAUCAGGAAGUCGGGAAAACCAAAUCCUUUCACAUUAGUCAAGUUUCUCUUGUCAAGAGGUCUACACGUGUGUCAGAAUAUUUUAAGAUAUUUGUAAUGAAGGCAAAUGGAGAAAAGCGGUACUACUUUGAAGCUAUCUCCACAGAUGAAUGCAUCGAAAUUGUGACGAGACUGAACAACUUAGUAGCCGCGUACAAGAUGAACCAUAAAAUUAAGUAA
This is a messenger RNA of Eremothecium sinecaudum, 3150 nucleotides long. RefSeq names its product Avo1p (gene AVO1). Gene Ontology annotation, molecular function: phosphatidylinositol-4,5-bisphosphate binding. The record is from RefSeq and is a predicted model, not a curated record. The transcript has a single exon. Bases 1 to 3150 code for a protein of 1049 amino acids. Gene Ontology annotation, cellular component: plasma membrane; cytoplasm; TORC2 complex. Gene Ontology annotation, biological process: TORC2 signaling. NCBI's taxonomy places the organism in Eukaryota, Fungi, Ascomycota, Saccharomycetes, Saccharomycetales, Saccharomycetaceae.